AUGGAACCACAGAACACCACACAGGUAUCAAUGUUUGUCCUCUUAGGGUUUUCACAGACCCAAGAGCUCCAGAAAUUCCUGUUCCUUCUGUUCCUGUUAGUCUAUGUCACCACCAUUGUGGGAAACCUCCUUAUCAUGGUCACAGUGACUUUUGACUGCCGGCUCCACACACCCAUGUAUUUUCUGCUCCGAAAUCUAGCUCUCAUAGACCUCUGCUAUUCCACAGUCACCUCUCCAAAGAUGCUGGUGGACUUCCUCCAUGAGACCAAGACAAUCUCCUACCAGGGCUGCAUGGCCCAGAUCUUCUUCUUCCACCUUUUGGGAGGUAGGACUGUCUUUUUUCUCUCAGUCAUGGCCUAUGACUGCUACAUAGCCAUCUCCCAGCCCCUCCGCUAUGUCACCAUCAUGAACACUUAAUUGUGUGUGGGCCUGGUAGUAGCCGACUGGGUGGGGGGCUUUGUCCACUCCAUUGUCCAACUGGCUCUGAUACUUCCAUUGCCCUUCUGUGGCCCCAAUAUCCUAGAUAACUUCUACUGCGAUGUUCCCCAAGUACUGAGACUUGCCUGCACUGAUACCUCCCUCCUGGAGUUCCUCAUGAUCUCCAACAGUGGGCUGCUAGUUAUCAUCUAGUUCCUCCUCCUUCUGAUCUCUUAUACUGUCAUCCUGGUGAUGCUGAGGUCCCACUCAGGAAAGGCAAGGAGGAAGGCAGCUUCCACCUGCACCACCCACAUCAUCAUGGUGUCCAUGAUCUUCAUUCCCUGUAUCUAUAUCUACACCUGGCCCUUCACCCCAUUCCUCAUGGACAAGGCUGUGUCCAUCAGCUACACAGUCAUGACCCCCAUGCUCAACCCCACGAUCUACACCCUGAGAAACCAGGACAUGAAAGCAGCCAUGAGGAGAUUAGGCAAGUGCCUAGUAAUUUGCAGGGAGUAA
Messenger RNA from Gorilla gorilla gorilla (western lowland gorilla), 933 nucleotides. RefSeq names its product olfactory receptor family 4 subfamily D member 1 (gene OR4D1). Gene Ontology annotation, biological process: G protein-coupled receptor signaling pathway. Gene Ontology annotation, cellular component: membrane. The transcript has a single exon. Gene Ontology annotation, molecular function: olfactory receptor activity; G protein-coupled receptor activity. The record is from RefSeq and is a predicted model, not a curated record. Lineage: Eukaryota; Metazoa; Chordata; Mammalia; Primates; Hominidae.